AAAUAAGGAUGUUAAUUUGGGAUGUUGAUUGACUCUAUAUGUUUGAGUUCGAGAAAUCAUGUUUGAAUAGAUUUAAUUUACCUUCAAAUUUCUUACUUAGUUUUUUCUAGGCUUUUAAGUUCCUUUUACUACAUUAUUCUUUAUUGGCAAAGUUCAUGAAGCCAAUGAGUCUGUAUUUAGAGUGAUCAUCAAGGUACGUUUAUUACAUAAAAGAGUCUUCUUGAAGGCAUUUUUGAUAAAUUGAAGGUGUCGAAUUAUUGAAAUAGACUUAAUUAUCAUUAUGAAUCGCGUGGCAUCAUUUCGUCAAGCUCCGGAAAAUUAUCAUCCCCGGUUUUCAUUUGUAAGAUUAUCAGAAGCAGGUUUUAGCUACACAGGUGAAAGUUCGUUUGUCCAAUGUCAAGGUUGUGGAAAAAAAGUGUCAAUGGAUGACAUGGUCAACGAUGGGGAGAUAAUAAGCCCAAAUGAUGUCAAGUUCCACAACUCUAUAUGUGAAUUUGUGGAUAAGGUAAGCGCAGAGAUGGAGAACUGUCGUGGCGAAAUGAUGUUCUUUCCUAAUCACACCUGUCUCCAGCUAAAUGUGUGCCGUGGGUUCUCACAUUCAAAUGGAAAACAUCAUAGGGAACAGCAAUCUGUCACGCAGACAUCAAGCAGUUCUAGCAAAACUUGUAUCUACGAUGAAUCCCAAGAUGUUGAUUAUGAGAUACAAAUAAAGAAUCCACAAUCCACACAAAAUGACAUGGAAUGCAGUAAAAAUCCUGGCCACUUUGGUUAUUUUCCAGUGAGCAAUUUCAAAAUGGAUCAUCUGCCAGGACUUUCCAGAAAUCCUUAUGUGCUUAAAAUUUUACAGUUGCUUGCUCUGAUGACUGUGAAAAUAAAUGUCAAAAUGUGUAACACGUCUGGUUGUUAUCAUCAAUCUGGAACUGGUUUUGUUUUACUAGAGACUCGUGAAUCUCCAUCAAAUAAGAAUGUCGCUUUAUCUGCAUGUAACGGAACCAACAUCUCUUGUGGAAUGUGUAGAGAUAACUCCACUUCUGACACCGACAAUGAAGUAUACAUAAUUACAAGCAGACGUUUGGUGACUUGCAGUCCAGACCCUGGCAAUAUUACAGUCGACUUCUGCUGUGAUGAGCUUUUGAGUGGUCAAUCAACAACAAUUGAAGUAGCCUCGAUUCUUCCUAUAAACAAUAUUGAGUCGAUACUAGUAUGCCGUCCAAAGGAUGUAGCCUUUGUCCAGAAAAUACAUCACAUCAGAAGUCAAAUUCUAGAACUUGUUGGAAAUAUUCCAGAUAGCGUUAAAGAUUUCCUGAGUAAAAAAGUUUUUCUGAUACACCAUCCUCACGGCAAAGACAAAGUCUUAAGUCAUGGUGACUUUGUACAAGUCAAGUACACACUUAUAGCAGACGACAAGACUGGGACUGUAGCGCUUCAUAAAAUCUCAAGAUCUGAACCAGUAAUUGCAGAUGUGGCAGGAGCCGUGAAGAUGUUAAUGUACACAGCAGACACAUGUCAUGGCAGUACUGGGGCACCUGUCAUCACAUUCACUCAAAGGUCACCUAGAGGUCACUUCGAUCUGGACAUCUGGAUGCACGUUGGUCAGCACAAGACACACGGUCUAGGAUGCUCAGCAAUGAAAGCUUUGGAAAAAGUGGAUCUGGUUACAUUAAAAAAUUUUGCAAGCCAAGGUACAGCAAAGAAUGAUACAAAUGAGACAGCAACAUAUAAAGAGGAUGCUAAAGAUUCUUUGUGCAAGAGCCCUCUAUCGAGUCAACCAUCAUACCCAGCCUUUGGUAUCUACGAGAAACGCUUAGAAAGUUUUUCAAACUGGUCUCAUCAACAUAUCCAUCAACCCGAGUAUCUUGCUAGAAUUGGAUUCUUUUACGCAGGCUACUCUGAUUGUGUCCGAUGUUUCCAAUGUGGUCUGGGACUUCGUUCAUGGAAACCAGGAGACAACGUCCUCGAGGAGCACAAGAGACUCAGAGGGACAUGCCCGUUUCUACAGAAGUUGUUGGACAAUGUGACAAGAUGACAGACCGUCGCAAAGUGAGAAUGUACCACGUAUUGAAAGAUUUUUUAAUACGAGCAGUAAACACACCAGGUCUUAGAAGUACACAGAUGAGUGAUCUCUUUGCUGACGGUCUUGAAGAAAUAUAGCAAGAUGAUGAUGCCUGAAAGCAAAUGAGAAUGUGUGCCAAACUAGAGACCAAGACAAAGCCAACAAAUUAAGCCACAUCUGUGAAUACUAAAGUAUUAGUUUCCUUUGUUGCCAUUAAACAACAAAAUGAAUUAGCAGUAA
Biomphalaria glabrata is the source of this 2293-nucleotide messenger RNA. RefSeq lists its product as uncharacterized. The transcript is spliced from 6 exons. Gene Ontology annotation, cellular component: cytoplasm; nucleus; spindle microtubule. The record is from RefSeq and is a predicted model, not a curated record. The coding region runs from base 281 to 2026 and encodes 581 amino acids. Gene Ontology annotation, biological process: regulation of cell cycle. Lineage: Eukaryota; Metazoa; Mollusca; Gastropoda; Planorbidae.